Dentiscutata erythropus is the source of this 837-nucleotide messenger RNA. Lineage: Eukaryota; Fungi; Glomeromycota; Glomeromycetes; Diversisporales; Gigasporaceae. The record is from the annotation of a GenBank genome assembly.
AUGUCGGAUAUUCUCAUGGCAUACGGUUAUUCAACAAUAGUUUCAAGUACUCGACAGAAUGAAAAUGAACAAGUGCAAGCUAUCGCAGUUAUAGGAUUAUCUAAGUUAAUGCUUUCUAAAACGUUGCGUGACAAAUAUGUCUUAAAAGAACUUGUAUUAUUAUACUUUGAUAGUGAUACUGUAUCAAAUCUUCGUUUGAGACAAUGCUUGAGCUAUUUCUUUCCAGUAUUUUGCCAUUCUUCGUUUGAGAAUCAAACUUUAAUGCAAGAGAUAUUCCUCCCAACCCUCAUCGAAUUAUUGAAAGAAUACAAAUAUGUUGACAAGAAUGACAAUACGGUGCCGCCUUUACAGAUUGCACAACAAUUGGUGGAUUGGACUAACCCAUUCAAAGUUGUUAAAUCAGAGCAAACUGAAGAUACAAUUGAUUAUGGAUCGCAUGCUGAACUUGCAAUUUCUGUUAUAAGGGAACUUUUCUCCGAAACUGACAAGGAUAUAAGGAAAUUGUUCUGCCAAGUUCUAAAUAAAUUCCAGAUUGAUGAAUCUGCUGGUGUUGUGCGGUUUAAGAAGCUUACUUUUCUUGUUGGCAAUUUGAAAACAAAGCGUCCUUUGAUAGAUUCAGUAGCCAGAAAUGCAUUAAAUAAAUUUGAGAAUGCCUUACUCAAUUAUUUCGACGAUGCACCUGAUGCCUUAGACGAUAACGAACUUGAACAAUUAAAGGACAUUGUUGAAUUUGUUGAUAAUCUUGAAGAACUUCCAUCAAGAGCUUUACGGUCGCGGAGAUCAAAAGAGAAUGCGAUUUCGCAUUUAAGGAGCUAUUCAGAAUAUAGUAGUAGUUAA